This is a messenger RNA of Eublepharis macularius, 1183 nucleotides long. It is a transcript of the gene APOD, whose product is annotated as apolipoprotein D. The record is from RefSeq and is a predicted model, not a curated record. Gene Ontology annotation, molecular function: cholesterol binding. The coding region runs from base 134 to 859 and encodes 241 amino acids. Gene Ontology annotation, biological process: lipid transport; brain development; tissue regeneration. Lineage: Eukaryota; Metazoa; Chordata; Lepidosauria; Squamata; Eublepharidae. The transcript is spliced from 4 exons.
AUCUCAGUGCAGCAAUUCCCCUCCUCCUCCUCCAGGGGCUCACGGAGGGUCCCUUGUCGUUUUGCUUCCCCAUCUGCCUUUCUUGCAUGCUCGGACUCUGAAGGCUCCCCUUUGUUGUGGACUGUGGCUCAGCAUGGCUGCCUUGGGAGUCUUCUUGAUAAGCCUCUCUGUAUCUGCCGGGCUGGGGUUGGCUCCGCCAUUCCUCGGCUGGCCACACAGCCACAGAAGCCUCUGGGCCCAGCCCUCCUCCUUUCCUUCCAGAAAGGCCCUUCUGCUCCCGCCGGCCACCAUGCUGGGCAACUUGAUGUUGCUGCCCUUUCUCCUCGGAUGUCUCCGCAUGACCUCAGGGCAGACCUUCCACAUGGGGAAGUGCCCAGACCCACCAGUCCAGGAGGAGUUCGAUGUCGCCAAGUAUCUGGGGAAAUGGUACGUGAUUGAAAAGCUGCCAUCAAAUUUUGAAAAAAGCGACUGUGUCCAAGCCAAUUAUUCCCGGAAGGAAAAUGGGAAGUUUAAAGUGGUCAACAAAGAACUUCUGCUAGACGGCACCAUCAACGAGGUCGAAGGGGAAGCCUUUCAAGUGGACCCCAAUGAACCAGCCAGGCUGCAGGUCAAGUUUAACUGGUUCAUGCCCGCAGCCCCCUACCUGGUCAUCUCCACCGACUACAAGAACUACUCUCUGGUCUACUCCUGCAUGACGUUCCUCUGGCUCUUCCACGUGGACUACGCCUGGAUCCUGUCCAGAACCCCUCAGCUGCACCCAGAGACCGUGGAGCACCUGAAGAGCAUCCUCCAGUCCUAUGAGAUUGGCACGGAGCAGAUGAGGCCCACUGACCAACUGAACUGCCCUGCCAACAUGUAGCGCACCCAGCCACCCAUGAGCUCUCUCCCCCCGCCCCCGCUUACUAGCUUCCGGAUGCCAAGCAGCAGUGUGGUUCCUGAGGACGCAGCUGGCGAGAUGCACAGCUGGGAGGGCGCCCCCCCCCCCAGCCGCUGCCUCUAGUGCUUGAGGGGCCGUUGUAGAGGCCUGCCUCUUUCCCAGGGUUGUUUCCAAGGCACUCAUUCCAGGCAAGUGCACGAAAACUUCACUCCCUGGCAUGCAGCUCUUCCCACAUGGAUUCCUGAACACUCAGGGCCAAACCAGAUGAAAUCAGGAGUUUGGGAAAUGUCGGUCUUUCUGCUCAGA